Messenger RNA from Coregonus sp. 'balchen', 12251 nucleotides. Lineage: Eukaryota; Metazoa; Chordata; Actinopteri; Salmoniformes; Salmonidae. The record is from the annotation of a GenBank genome assembly.
CUAGGUAUUGGGUAUCCAUAACAGCCUUGUUAUUGUUGUUGUGGUGAUAAUCCUCUUUAGUGGUAAUGGAUGCGGUAAUAUUGGUAUAUAUUAUUACACUUGAAACAUAAUCUACUUUAUUUUUAGGCCACGGUUUGUUUGAAGUAUUAUAUUGUAGAUUAAUACUUCUCUCUCUCAGAUAGCUAGAGUAACUAAGUUAGCUAGCUAGCAAAAUGGCAAACCUCUGCCAAAAGACCAAGUGGGGCCAGGAAUCAGAGGGAUGCACGAUGAGAGAGGACACUCAGGAGGGCAUGAGCGGAUAAAAACUGAGAAAAGGAUAAUGAUUUCGCGAUACAGUAGGAGACCCGUAUCGCACAAUCUUGAGAUGUAAGCUUGUUUGCUAAUGACCAAGCUUAUAAUACUUUGCGAACAGUCAUUUCUGUCAUUCGAGAUACUGAUAUGGUAGCUAGCUAACCUAGAUUGACUAACGUUACAUUGUUGGUAAGAUAAUAGCUAACGUUAGCUAAUGCACAGGCCAUGAUCAUAUGACAAUGUAAAAGGAGAAUGUAUUGAUCAGAUCACAUUUUUGACAGCCCAUCUGUCACAUCAAGGUCAGUUGCCUCCCUUACACAAAGUGUUGGGAUAGGAUGAUGUUUAAUGCUUUAAAUGUAUUAUGUAAAGGCCCACCUCAUAUUUCACUCCUUGUUUGUUUGGGAUCAGUGUCUUUUUACAACAAUAAAUAUCAACCUACUAUGGUAUAAUAAUGUUAUAUCUAUGUAUCUAUCAAUGCUAUUGCUUAUUCAUGUUUAAUAAAGCUAUAUUUUCCCUUCUCUGCAGUCGUGGCUUAUCCCGAAGCAGCCUUGACCAUCACCCUCUCCCAGAGGAGGUAGACGAUGACUUCCUCCCCCAGCGCCUCCUCCAUGACCUUCAGGAAGCCGUCUCCACUUACAACAGGUAUGACCUGUUCUCAAAGAAUCGGACGGGGGAUACCAAGUACAAUUGUCGGGAGCAGCCAUUUUGCUUUCACAUAUCCUGUUUAGAUGCGUGAAGGCAAGGAGACAAAAAAGAGGAAGGUAGCCAGUCAGUUACAUAAUCUGGUCUAAAUUAUUCCCUCGCACACUCGACAACACACAACACUGUAAUGUACAGCAUGUAAACAAUGUCUGUCUUCUGCAGCUCAGAGACGACAUCUGCAGCCUCUCGCCGGUCAGACUGUCCAACGGCUACUACUGGAGACACGACGCGGUCCUGGUCUGGGAUCCACAGCUACACAGGGACGGGCAUCUCUACAGAGAGGAGCUCUGUCUUCUCCUGGGGCUAUGAUGUGAGUCUCACCUCACCUUCUCAGCUGGCUGUCUGAAUCUUACCAAUGAAGUGCCCUAUGUUCUGAGUAUUUUCAUGUGCUUACAGUGCCUUCAGAAAGUAUUCAUACCCCUUGACUUAUUCCACAUUUUGUUGUGUUACAGCCAGAAUUCAAAAUGGAUUAAAUAGAUGUUUUUUCUCAGCCAUCUACACACAAUACCCCAUUAUGGCAAAGUGAAAACAGGCAGCGAUUACAGCUGUGAGUCUUUCUGGGUAAGUCUCUAAGAGCUUUGCACACCUGGAUUGUACAAUAUUUGCACAUUAUUCAUGUCAAGUUGGUUGUUGAUCAUUGUUAGACAGCCAUUUUCAAGUCUUGCCAUAGAUUUUCAAGCCGAUUUAAGUCAAAACUGUAACUAGGCCACUCGGGGACAUUCAAUUUCAUCUUGGUAAGCAACUCCAGUGUAUAUUUGUCCUUGUGUUUUAGGUUUUUGCGCUGCUGAAAGGUGGCUUUGUCUCCCAGUGUCUGUUGGAAAACAGACUGAACCAGGUUUUUCUGUAGGAUUUUGCCUGUGCUUAGCUCUAUUAUGUUUAUUUUUAUCGUAAAAAACUCCCUUAUCCUUGCUGAUGACAAGCAUACCCAUAACAUGAUGCAGCCACCGCCAUGCUUGAAAAUAUGAAGAGUGGUACUCAGUGAUGUGUUGUGUAAUCAUAACGCUUUGUAUUCAGGACAUAAAGUUAAUUUCCUUGCCACAUUUUUUACAGUUUUACUUUAGUGCCUUAUUGCAUACAGGGUGCAUGUUUUGGAAUAUUUGUAUUCUGUACAGGCUUCCUUCUUUUAACUCUGUCAUUUAGGUUAGUAUUGUGGAGCAACCACAGUGUUGUUGAUCCAUCUUCAGUUUUCUCCUAUCACAGCCAUUAAACUGUAAAUCACCAUUGGCCUCAUGGCGAAAUCCCUGAGAGGAUUCCUUCCUCUCCAGCAACUGAGUUAGGAAGGACACCUGUAUCUUUGUAGUGACUGGGUGUAUUGAUACACCAUCCAAAGUGUAAUGAAUAACUUCAUCAUGCUCAAAGGGAUGUUCAAUGUCUGCUUUUUAAAAUGUUUUACCGAUCUACCAAAAGGUGCCCUUCUUUGCGAGGCAUUGGAAGACCUCCCUGGUCUUUGUGGUUGAAUAUGUUUUUGAAAUUCACUGCUCAACUGAAGGACCUUACAUAUAAUUAUAUGUGUGGGGUAAAGAGAUGAGGUAGUCAUUCAAAAAUCAUGUUAAACACUAUUAUUGCACAAAUUUUUACUCCUGAACUUAUUUAGGCUUGCCAUAACAAAGGGGUUGAAUACUUAUUGACUCGACAUUUCAGCUUUUAAUCUUUAUUUAAUUUGUAAACAUUUCGAAAAACGUUAUGGGGUAUUGUGUGUAGGCCAGUAACAAAACAAAAUGUGGAAAAAGUCAAGGGGUGUGAAUACUUUCUGAAGGCACUUGCUCCCCUGCAUGUAACCUAGUAAAGAAUAAAUAAAAAUAAUCCACAUUUACAUUAUGGGGGAUUGUGUGUAGGCCAGUGACACAAUCUCAGUUUAAUCUGUUUUAAAUUCAGGCUGUAACACAACAAAAUGUGGAAAAAGUCAAGGGGUUUGAAUACUUUCUGAAGGCACUGUAGCUAGGCCUAGCCAUGCUGAAUGCUACAACAGUCUUUUAUACAGAUUUCCAUUAAAUUAGCCUUAUUGUAAUGACUUACAGUCUGCUCUGUCUGUAGAGGUCAGUUCCCUCAUGGUUUCACUUCAUGGUGAUUCUUAGCUUUCUAUAGCUUGCCCUCAGAAACUUUAUAAAAACUCUAUGAUUUAUUUACACACAGCCAUGUCCUCAGAAUGCCUCAUAGGACUCAUACCCCUAUAGUCCUAAUUUAUAUUGUACAGUAUACACACACUCGCCUGUGCAGGCACACACAGUCUCUCACAAACAUAUGCACAUUAUACUAUUUGCUCCAGCACGAUCACUCAUACACUGCCACACACACAGUUCCCUGGGAGCUCUAGGAGCCCAUCGCCAUGCACACUGUAGCCUGCUGUGUAAUAAACAACUCUCAGCGAUGUGCUGCUAAUAUUUGAUGAGUAGCUUGAAAAGCGACUGCCUUCUGUCUUAGUGUUUCUCUGCAGGGGCUCCUCUCACUCUCUCUCUCUCCAUCCCUCAGGAGUUUGACAAGGCGGCGUCGCGACAGGUGCAGCAGAUGUUUGAGGAGAUUGACGACAAGCUUUAUGAGGGGCGGGGUGGGGCACAUCUACGGGGGCUGCAAGAUGAGUGUCAUCAGUGGGCAUUCAGGUUCCCUCACCUACGGUGGGUCCUCACCCUACCCCCCCCCCCCCUUAGAUUUGUUUUCAAACCCGAGAAGAAACUACUUGCCAUAUAAUUAUAGGCUCAAAACUCUUGGGCCCCAUUCCCAAUAAGAUAAUGUAUCAUAGACCAUUGGCUCAGUGUGUGUGCGGGGGGGGGGGGGUUAAUUAAUUUUCCUAUCGGUUGGAUUCAUUUAGGUUGUAAUCACUGUUUGACCCCCUCCACCCUGCUAUGUGAACCCACAGGAUUCUGGGUAGUCAGCUGGUGUGUCCCAGUGACGAGGGCUUCCAGUGGUACGCCACCUCAGGGAAGGGGACCAGUACAGCCAGCAGCAGUUCAGCUGGACAAAAUGACAGCAUCAGUAGCAAGCCCCAGGACAAGGACAAGCCCAGCACGAGCAAAGAGUGAGCACUGACUACUGAUGCUGUUAACCAAUCAAUUAUGGAUGUUCGUUUGCUUUGUGGUUUUGUGACCUACAUACUGUGGCUUGUCAAACAGAAAGUCAACUAAGUAAGUCAGCGUGUGCAAGUUGCAAGGCGUCAGUGGCAAUUUUAGCAUGUCAAUCCUGGUGGGGCAAACCAACAUUAAAAAAAAUGUUUUAUGAAUGCCAGCAAACCCACUACACAACACAAUACAUUAAUUGCACUAUAACGGUGACAAACGGUGCCCACACACUGUUAGGGCCUACAUAAAGCUGUCCCAACAGCAGAGUCUCAACAGCAGUCCCAACACCUUACCACUGCUACACCUGGCUAUCUGCGGAGCCUUGUCUGGCAGCGAAACAGUUAAUUCAACUUAAUUUACUGCCUUUAAAAAAAGCAUAGCUGAUAUGGCUGACUUCCUUAAACAAAUGUGGUUUCUACUAACAAUUGAGAUGUACUAACUAUGGCAUAAGGGGACGACGAGCGGAUAAGAGGCAAUCCAUAAUUUCGAUUAAGACAUUAAUUAGCGAGCUAGGACAGACGUAGUCAAUAUAACUAUUUGUUCAGCACUUUUGAAAUGUACAGCGACAUAAUUCAGAACAUGGGCCGUUCUUACAGUAUUCUCCCUGUACACCAAGACAGAACCGUAGGAUAAAUAAAGGGGGCAGACAAUGAAAGCUCUUACAAUAUUUGAUGAUUACAUUUCUCUAAAACAGGCUAUAGGCUACAUGUGCACCACCAAGUCAGAACAGUAGGUGAAAUUAGGAGGGGAAAUGUGACCAAAUUAUUUGGGUGAGGCACAUGGGCUACUAACAGCUUACUACACAAAAUACACUUACAAUUACUUUCUUAGCUAAAGUAUACAUAUCUCCUUGGCAUAUUACAUCAUUUAUGCAGCAGCAUACAAUACAUUUUUGGACUGUUGUGCUCACUUGAACAGGAAGAUGGCGCGGCAGUCCUGCUUGGGCAAAUUUUGUCAUCAAACUUUGUCCUCAAAGUCUGUCAUUCUCUGGAUUUAUGGUGCUUUCAAGUCAACUGGGAACUCUGAAGAAAACAAAGUCGAAUCAUGAUGACGUCAGUGAUCUUCAGGUCGGAGCUCUAGAAAGAGGCCGAGUUCCCGACUUGCAAUUCCGAGUUGGAUGACCGUUCAAAACAUAUAUUUUUUUGCUAAUUCUUUUCAGAGUUCCCAGUUGUCUUGAACUCAUUGAAAUCAGAUUUCCAUGUUCUGAGUUUCCAGUUGUUUUGAGCGAGGCAAAAGUCAUGCUGGAUUGACACCAUGGCCAAUGUUGAAUGUUUAUCCUUUUAAGCUUGGAAAAGAGACCCUUAAACCCAGACUUGGGACCACACAGCCACUCCACUGAAUAGCAGGCAAGUGAUUGCUUUGCAGUGCUUGCAGUUAGCCACUGAUUCCUUCCAAACCACUCAUUGUUGAAUUUGUAAUUUCCAACUUGUUGUGUAAUGUUUAUGUCCAAUGGCUGAUGAGCACCGAUAUGUUUUAUCUAUAAUUUCUCUUCAUUAUUUCUCUUCAUAUGACAAGGAUUUAAAAAGAUUUGCCAGUAGAUUGUCGACUUGAUUCAUGAUGAUGACUGCUAGCUAAGAUUUUAAAAGUAUGAUGUUGACAUGAUCAGUCCAAUGAAUGAUGAGUCCAAUGUUGACAUGAUCAGCUGCUGUAGAUAUAACGUGAUUUUACGUCAUUCUAUCGGUGAGCAAUGACCUUGAGCCUUCUUGGAUGGGCACUUCUAAUGUACAGUUGAAGUCGGAAGUUUACAUACACCUUAGCCAAAUACAUUUAAACUCAGUUUUUCACAAUUCAUGACAUUUAAUCCUAGGAAAAAUUCCCUGUUUUAGGUCAGUUAGGAUCACCACUUUAUUUUAAGAAUGUGAAAUGUCAGAAUAAUAGUAGAGAUAAUUAUUUAUUUCAUCACAUUCCCAGUGGGCAUUGCCUUUAAAUUGUUUAACUUGGGUCAAACAUUUUGGGUAGCCUUCCACAAGCUUCCCACAAUAAAUUGGGUGAAUUUUGGCCCAUUCUUCCUGACAGAGCUGGUGUAACUGAGUCAGGUUUGUAGGCCUCCUUGCUUGCACACGCUUUUUCAGUUCUGCCCACACAUUUUCUAUAGGAUUGAGGUCAGGGCUUUGUAAUGGCCACUCCAAUACCUUGACUUUGUUGUCCUUAAGCCAUUUUGCCACAACUUUGGAAGUAUGCUUGGGGUCAUUGUCCAUUUGGAAGACCCAUUUGCGACCAAGCUUUAACUUCCUGACUGAUGUCUUGAGAUGUUGCUUCAAUAUUUCCACAUAAUUUUCCUUCCUCAUGAUGCCAUGUAUUUUGUGAAGUGCACCAGUCCCUCCUGCAGCAAAGCACCCCCACAGCAUGAUGCUGCCACCCCCGUGCUUCAUGGUUGGGAUGGUGUUCUUCGGCUUGCAAGCAACCCCCUUUUUCCUCCAAACAUAACGAUGGUCAUUAUGGCCAAACAGUUCUAUUUUUGUUUCAUCAGACCAGAGGACAUUUCUCAAAAAAGUACGAUUUUUGUCCCCAUGUGCAUUUGCAAACCGUAGUCUGGCUUUUUUAUGGCGGUUUUGGAGCAGUGGCUUCCUCCUUGCUGAGUGGCCUUUCAGGUUAUGUUGAUAUAGGACUAGUUUUACUGUGGAUAUAGAUACUUUUGUACCUGUUUCCUCCAGCAUCUUCACAAGGUCUUUUGCUGUUGUUCUGGGAUUGAUUUGCACUUUUCGCACUAAAGUACGUUCAUCUGUAGGAGACAGAACCCGUCUCCUUCCUGAGCGGUAUGACGGCUGCGUGGUCCCAUGGUGUUUAUACUUGCGUACUAUUGUUUGUACAGAUGAACGUGGUACCUUCAGGUGUUUGGAAAUUGCUCCCAAGGAUGAACCAGACUUGUGGAGGUCUACAAUCUAGGUCUUGGCUGAUUUCUUUUGAUUUUCUCAUGAUGUCAAGCAAAGAGGCACAGUUUGAAGGUAGGCCUUGAAAUACAUCCACAGGUACACCUCCAAUUGACUCAAAUGAUGUCAAUUAGCCUAUCAGAACCUUCUAAAGCCAUAGCAUCCUUUUCUGGAAUUUUCCAAGCUGUUUAAAGACACAGUCAACUUAGUGUAUGUAAACUUCUGACCCACUGGAAUUGUGAUACAGUGAAUUAUAAGUGAAAUAAUCUGUCUGUAAACAAUUGUUGGAAAAAUUACUUAUUUCAUGCACAAAGUAGAUGUCCUAACCGAUUUGCCAAAACUAUAAUUUGUUAACAAGAAAUUUGUGGAGUGGUUGAAAAACGAGUUUUAAUGACUCCAACCUAAGUGUAUGUAAACUUCCGACUUCAACUGUAACUCUAUGGCAGCACCUAAUGGGCGUGAAUUUUCGAGCUCUACCCUUAGAUUUGGCGGUGACGUAGUGUCCCCAUGAGUGACAGAACACUGAGCAAAUCAUGGCGCAACUGGCUAGGCUACUUUGGCUAGCCAAAAAGUUAGGACUGAUGCUUUUUAGAAACCGAUGUCAGGGUGAACCUUGUUGUUUGUGUGUCCAGUCUGUGUGUGCAGGGUAGGAAGGCUAUGCUGUCCAGGCCCAGUGCGGAUGUUGACCACCCCCCUGGUACUCCCAGUGGAUGCAGAGGUCAUGACAGGCCCAGGGUAAUCGAGGCUGAAGGCCUGAUGGAGGAGUACCUGGCCUUUGACUGCAGGGAUCUGUGGGUCACCUGUUUAGGACCCUACAGUAUAUCUAUAGGGGCAUUUCAAAUACUUUACAGUAUGGUGCACUUGAUUGAGCUUGUAGCCUACUUUUGGGAUUACCCCAAGGGUACCAAGUAAUCUAAAAACCAAGCUCAGUAUUUGAAAGUAAUUUACAUAACUUUGCCCAGGUCUGUUGUGUUGAUGGUUUAAUCUGUGGUUUUACCUUUACAGGGAUGACGAGUGGGAGCGGGGGUGGGUGGGGGCUGCUCGGCGGGGGAACUGCCUGCCUCCUGUGUCUCCCUACCGCUGUCGCAAACAGGCGGUCCUUGACCUGCUGUUUGACGAUGUGUGGCGAGAGCUGUUUGGCUGGAUGGAGGAGCUGGUCCGCAGGCACUGGGAGGGCUGUGUCUCAGGUAGAAACACAGGGCAAUGUCUUAUAGGCAACGCUGGGUCAUACAUUAGUGUUCUGUUACUCAACAAAGAGACUUGCCAUUUACUUUUAAACCAACAAAUCCAUCAUUGCCAUUUUAUGCCAUCCCCACAGCAUAAUUUGUUGCUUGAGCCUGUGUUGACAGUAUUCUGCACCCUCUUUUUGACAGAUGAUGAGAAAAAUGCAGUGAACUUCAGCCCAUCCCAGUCAGAUGCUCAGAACCCUUUCCUGCUCCUGUCCACACUGCCCACCCUGCUCCCCAGGCUGGGCCAGAGCAUGGUGCCCCAGCUAACAGGAAGCCUGCAAACCCAGGUCAGUUCCCUGAGAGGGUGGAGAAGAACCACCAAUGGGUCUACCUCCCCGCAGAGUGUAACAUCCUACUGUUAGGAUGUAGGAUUUAGAUCAAUAGGAUAUGUUACUAAGCACUGUGAAUGGACUCUAUAAUAACCUUCAGAUUAGUUUGAGCGUUUAGGCUUAAUUCUCAAAACUGGAAACACAGUCACACACUGAUGCUGAAUUGUUUUCCCCUGCUGUCAGUAGUUCUUCUCACAAGCUGUUUCAAGGCUAUCAGUUCAUUAACUUGAAUCCUUUUUUCUUCCCUUCCUUAUUUUUGUCCCCUACUCUGUCUUGUUCCUUGGUCUGUUCCACACCCUUCUAACCACCAAUCUGUCCUUCCUUACUCCCUCCUUUUCUCUUUCUCAAUGUUCUCUCUCUCUCUCUCUCUCUUUUUGGUCAUCCGUUUUUCCCCCAAAGACCACAAAAUCAAGGGGCUCAAAGUACAAGCCCAGACGGAAAUCCAAAAUGCAGAAAAAGCCAUCCACUGUAUGCAACUCUCACCUAGAGGCAAAAUGUUGCCGAUCUACGCCAUCCACAGCGGCAUGUUAUUAUUCAUUCUUAGACUGAAUGUGCUUGUGCCUGUUGAAUAACUCAAACCAUACCUUACUUCUUAACCAACUGUUGAGUUUUCUUUAUACCCGUCUCUGUCUUUUUUAAUUCAUUAAUGACCAUUUUGGAAUGCUUUUACUUACUUCUUGCUUUAAUUGAUUUUUUUGUUUAAUUGUCUGUUUGGUCUCAAGUGGGUGGUUGUAGGUCCUCUCCACUUGGUUGCAUGUAGAAAAGCAGAGUUGUAGCUGACUAAGGUGACGUGCAAGUGUCCGUAGUGAUAAUGAGGUGGCUGUAGUUUUUUUAGUGAAUGACCACUUUAGGUGAAUGACUUUCUCUGUGUCUCCUUCUGCCUCCCUCCCUCCUACAGUCCAGUCGGCUCCCAGUAGAGGCAGCGGUGACACAUCACAACCUCAACGAACUCAUAGUCAUCCAUGGCAUCCCCCUGCAGCAGAGGAACCUGGGAGUGAUGGAGAGAGCCCAGUAUGGAGACCAUAAGUACUGAUCAUACUCAUGCUGAUACUAUAAGAAUCUUUAUUAGUAUUAUUAUUUAGUACAAUAAUCUUUAUUAGUAGAGUGUAGCAUUAGGAGCUAACUGUAGGGGUCAACCACUCAUCGCCUCUUAUCAUCUUAUUAAAUAAGAGGGGAAGAGACUGUUACUAGCUAUGGAUAUGUAGGUGUAUAUGCAUAUCUUACUUUGAGUAUAGGUUAAUUGCUUCCUUUUCCUUCUUAGGUACCCUGAGGAGAGGUUGGUGAUCAAUCGACCAGGGUCCACAGUGAUUCCGUCUAGCAAGCCCCGUCCUCGCCGGGUGCUAGAGCAGAGCUCCUCCUCCCUGUCCCGCCCUGCCCAGUCGGCGCGACGCCGUAACCUGCCUCCACGCACCCUCUUGCCCUUGGUUCCCAGCCUGACGCAGUCCAGUGCCACCGGGACCAUGGAUGAGGUCAUCCGUGGGACACGCCUGUGAGUUAACGUAAAGGGGGUUACGCAAUCUCCAUCUCUCCCUGUACUCCUCCGUGUACACCCCUCCCUCUUCUCUCUUCUUCUUCUAUCGCUCUGAAGCUGGAGAACCGUCUGUGCAGAGAGAUUACUUUGAAAGCGGUUUUCCUUUUAACUCGUGCCUUGUGGCGUUCUGUUCAGCAGAAUGGAGGGGAAGGGAUGUGAGGAAUUGUGUGUGUGACUGACUAAGUACCCUAACAGAUGAACUUGUCAUGAACCUUGAGUGGAAGAAUAUCUGUGUGGAGCAUAUAAUUUACCCUCGUGUGGAGUGUGAUUUCAGUCUGCUCCAUGUUAAAGGGACUUGUGUAACUUUAUAGAAAGCGUGGAAGGUGAACAGAGUUGUUACUCUCUCCAGACCCACAGCCAGUGACCGCCUGGCCUCUCCUCCGAUGCCUCUGAGCAGGAACACACUCCUUCCUCCCAUCGGCACAGGAGAAGCUGAGCCCAUGCACUCUGGACAGCACUUCAGACCUACUCAGGUAUUGGAUGAGUAAAACUCUGCAUACUAGUUGUACAUCUUGCACUGACUUGACAAAACACUUAAUACUAUCAUCACAAUUUUGUUUUGUGUGUAGCGGCAUAGAGACUCGUCCAGUCGUGCCCACAGUGCUGUUACAGACGAAGCUGGUAGUUUGCUUCCUCGGGAUCGGCUUCAUCAAUUGGACGUAUUCUCCCGUCCCAACACCACCCACACCUACAGGGUAUGGCUAUAGUCACACACGGUAGAAAUUAUUACCACUACAGCAUGAUUUAGGCAUAUUUUGUAGGUUUAUAUUGUAAAGGAUGAAUGUGGAAUAUGUUUGCCUGCGUCCCAGUCAGUGAGAUUUAACUCUGGGUUCUGUUGCAGUCGGACACCCCUUACCGCCGCUCCUUCACGGUGCUGGACAACAUUGGACAGGGACGUCCUGGCAGGGCAUCUGUGGGUACAGGUGGGCACCUCGUUUUACAUUGCAUACUGUACACAUUUUCUACACAUUUCUUUUGUGACCGACUGAUUGAGUCUUGGUCUGGUAUCCUGGCAGACUCUCUGGGCAUCGGAGUGACGGGCAUCAGUCUGGGCAUCAGCAGCUCCUCCUUCCUGGACUCCUUCACCCACCACCCCCUGGGCCACUCCCCCAUCGAAGAUGAGGAGGAGCCUGACACACAAGCCCCUCCCCCAGGUCAGUAGGCGCCUCCAGUGGUCCUCCUCAUUUAUAAAAGGCUGUGGCUGCGGAUCUGACUUUUCACUGACCUAAAGGUCCCGAAGCUUCUGCGCAUGUAUUUAUUCUCUAGUUUAUGCAGUCUCUGCUCUACUCGUAGAGAACAGUCUACUCUGGCGAACAGUCCUCGUUUAAUAAAGUUAGAUCAAAGCUGAAUCAAUGUCUGCAAGAUCACAUAAUGAUAGUAUUCUACAUAACAGAACCGAAUAUAAUAUCAUAGUAUAACAUUACUUUAAGACAAAAACACCACUGCAUUUUUCUUUCAUGUGGCUAAAACUCAACAGCGUUCGCCACUAGGCAAAAUACACAGUUAGGCUAUGCUACAGUUUGCACCAUCUGCUCUAAAAUUUGCUCACGGAACAUCAUUCAAAACACCACUGUAGGCUACUUCGAAACAACACUGUAUAACUCAAGAAGAUCUAAAUGCAUAUCCCCAUGAAACUGAAUUGAGAUCAAAUGGUUGGUAAAAUUUGAAAUUAUCAUUCACGAUUGACAGUGAGAAAUGUGAAGGGAAGGAGACCUCAAAAAUGUGUGCAUAAAGUAGAGGUAAAGAAGCACAUACGCAGAACGGACGGUGAUCUGCACAUGCCCAGAAGCUUCGGGACCUUUAGUCCGUGAAAAAAAGAUCCGCAGCCACUCCGUUAAUAAAACAUGUCGCUGGGUUGCAUUCGGUAAUUAAGUAUGUUUAUGAGAGAGUUCGGUCGUAGCCUCCGGUUAUGAGGAAAGUCGUUAUCUUCAAACAGAGGCACAUUUUAAUAUUAACUAUCAAUGCUCAUUAACACUUGUCUUCUUUGUCCUGCUCACCUCUCUUCUCAGCUCUACUGGUGCCUGUUUCAGUCCCAGCAAGCUCUCACAGCCGGGGUGGCUUCAUGUCCCGCAGUAGCAGACCUGGGUUGUAGCUCCUUCGACCUCGCCCUCCUCCACCUUCUCAAACCACACUCUCCUCAGCACAGCAGGGUGCAAGGCCCUGCUUCCAAUCCCAACGGUGCCCUCAAACGACACUUUAUACAGCAGCAGAUCUUUUGUACAAUGUACUGUUUGGUGAUUUGUUGA